Lepus europaeus (European hare) is the source of this 948-nucleotide messenger RNA. Its product is annotated as olfactory receptor 5V1-like. The coding region runs from base 1 to 948 and encodes 315 amino acids. The record is from RefSeq and is a predicted model, not a curated record. The transcript is spliced from 2 exons. Gene Ontology annotation, biological process: G protein-coupled receptor signaling pathway. Gene Ontology annotation, molecular function: olfactory receptor activity; G protein-coupled receptor activity. NCBI's taxonomy places the organism in Eukaryota, Metazoa, Chordata, Mammalia, Lagomorpha, Leporidae. Gene Ontology annotation, cellular component: membrane.
AUGGCCCACGGCCACGCUGUGACACCAUUUGAAAUGAACAAUCAAACAUAUGUCACCGAGUUCAUCUUCUUGGGAUUUUCCAACCACUCUGAUCUACAGGGCCUAUUCUUCCUGGUCUUCCUGGUCAUGUACCUGACAACGCUCCUGGGGAAUGUGCUCAUAAUAAUGGCCACCAGGCUCAGUCCUGCUCUCCAUACUCCAAUGUAUUAUUUCCUCAGCAACUUGAGCUUCUUGGACAUGUGCUACACUUCUACCACCGUUCCAGUCAUGCUGGUGAACUUCUUCCAGGAAGAGAAGACCAUCUCCUACGAGGGCUGCCUUUCCCAGAUGUUCUUCCUUGUGACAUGUGCUGGCACCGAAGGUGUCCUGUUGGCUGCUAUGGCUUAUGACCGCUACGUGGCCAUUUGCCGCCCUCUCCAAUACCCAGUUCUCAUGAAUGCGAAGGUCUGUGUUUGCUUGGUGACUGCAUCCUGGAUGUGUGGGCUGGUGAACUCUGUGACGCACACCGUGCUGACAGCCUCACUCACUCUGUGUGGGCCCAACCACAUCAGCCACUUCCUCUGUGACAUCCCCUUGCUCCUGAAGCUCUCCUGCUCAGACACCUCUGUCAACGAGUCUGUGCUGCACGUGGCCAGCGCCACCAUCGGCCUGAGCCCCUGCCUCUUCACGGCGCUGUCCUACAUCCUCAUCGUCUCAGCCAUCCUUCAGAUUCCCUCUGCUCAGGGCAGGAGCAAGGCCUUCUCGACCUGCGCAUCCCACCUCACUGUGGUGGUGGUCUUCUUUGGAACAGCCAACUUCAACUAUGACAAACCCAGCGAAGGCUCCUCCCUGGACAUGGACAUCCUGGUCUCUGUGCUCUUCUGUGUUGUGACCCCCAUGUUGAACCCCAUCAUCUACAGCCUGAGGAACAAGGAGGUCAAGGGUGCCCUGAGGAAGCUAAUUGGAUAA